Messenger RNA from Melanotaenia boesemani (Boeseman's rainbowfish), 1629 nucleotides. It is a transcript of the gene gltpd2a, whose product is annotated as glycolipid transfer protein domain containing 2a. Gene Ontology annotation, cellular component: cytoplasm; membrane; cytosol. Lineage: Eukaryota; Metazoa; Chordata; Actinopteri; Atheriniformes; Melanotaeniidae. Gene Ontology annotation, molecular function: ceramide 1-phosphate binding; ceramide 1-phosphate transfer activity. The transcript is spliced from 6 exons. The coding region runs from base 470 to 1402 and encodes 310 amino acids. The record is from RefSeq and is a predicted model, not a curated record. Gene Ontology annotation, biological process: intermembrane lipid transfer; ceramide transport.
AGACCUCCUCAUUACCCCCGUAUGUUACGCCCAUGCUUGUACUUCUCUCACUUGAUACAACAACACUGACAAAAUAUCAAUAACAUUGACCAACAGGAGCUUGGAUGUCAUGUUUCUAAUGCAGGUCUUCCUCCUAGAACCGGAACAAACCUCCUCCAGGACCUCCAGUGGUCUCUGAUCAGAAACUAGUCUCCACAGAUGGAAACGGCUUCAUGCGCUCUGAUCUGAGCAGGUUUCAGCUGGUCUUCACAAAUCAAAGCCGCACAUUCCACUGAGGAUGAUGACGGUGUGUUUACAUGAGAUAAAACAGGCUGAGAGGACGAAGGUCAAGUUCCAAGGUUGUGCUGAGGUGUAGGUGUGUGUUUGUAUGUGAACAGUGUGAUGAGGUGACGGCUUGUAAACAAUGUGUGUGUUUUAACUUACAGGCGACUUGAAGGGAAGCUGUUUGUUUUUGAAUGUUGUUGUUGCCAUGGUUUUCCCUCGACAGACGCUGCUGCUUCGUUACCUGCUGCUGUCGACCACGCUGUCUCUGCUCCUCUUCAUCAGCUCCUUCUGGCUACCUCAGGGUGGAGGACGAGACUGUGGCUCUUCCUGGCAGCCAUGUUUGACUUUUUACAGCCAAACGCCUGGUCCUCUACCAGCCCCUAAGGAGUGGGCAGGGCUGGAUGUAGCCCCGCCCCUCAUUAAAGAGUGUCCCGGACAGUCAUUUCAGGCCCGGCAUCUGCUUCGUCACCUCAAGUCCAGCCUGGCUGACAAUGAGGACGACAUCCUGCUGGAGUCCUACCUGCAGAGCUGGGAUCAACUUCUCAAUUUCAUGGAGUCUCUCGGGACGAUUGUCAGUUUCUUCUCUCAGAAAGUGAAAGAAAAGAUUUCGCUGAUUCGAGAGCUGUCACUGAAACACAGUUUAGAGGCGAGUAGGAAACCAGCCGACUCCGCUGGACCACAAAUCCCAGCAGCGUUUGGUCUACAAACCGGGGCAUAUCGAUCUGUCCAAUCCAUGGUGGAGGCGGAGCUAAAAGCGGGCGUGGUCAACUUCCUCCAUCGUACAGAUUCUGGAUGCAGAACGCUGCUGCGGCUGCAUCGGUCGCUGCUAUGGCUGAAGCUGAUGCUGGAGGGUUUAUCUGAGGGACCAGAUGCUGACGGACGCUACAAAACGCCCGGAGAGCUCAGCAGGGACGCCUACCAGGUGGCGUUGGCCCCCCACCACCCCUGGUUUCUCCGUCAGGCCGCAGAGUUCGUCUUCCUCGCCCUCCCUGACAGGAAGUACUUCCUGCAGUUGGUGUGUGUCCAGAAGCAGCAGGAGGCCACGCCAGUCCUACGCAUCAUCAUCCACGCCCUGAUGCUGGUGCACGAACGAACGCAACGAAUCCUGGCCGAGCACGACAUGCUGGAGCUGCCAUGAGCGGCAGACGUCCUCACCCCAACGACACAAACGCAAAAUCCAAAGAAACGAGAGCAAAUCAAACAUAUAACCAAGAACUUUGUGUUUGUGGAUGUUUUACUCGCAAUGUUUGAGUCCUUUCACUUCUUCAUUAUGAAACACAGAAGAUCUGCUGAAGAUGUUUGCAAACACCAGGAAGCAGCAAUGCUAACAUGUAGCGUAGCAACAUGAUGAGAAACUCAGCUAAA